ACCAAACAUGUGCAUCACUCACGCUUCUUGCGUAACGGAGGCACUUCGUAUCAUUUGCUUGCAACUGCCUGCCUAGGUGCCUGACGCUGAAGUUUCUUUUCCGGCAAUAAAACACUUCAUCUUUCUUCUCAUACCUCUCCUCUUCUCUCUAUCACACAACCACACACCGUCCUCGCGCUAGAUCAAUUCAUAUCAGUACUCCAUUGAUCCUCUCCCACGAACAACAGAACCUCAAUACCCAACCCGCCACCAUGUCUGACAACGCUCGCAAGCCCUUGACUGAUCGUGUCGGCGAGACCAUCACUCCUGAUUCUCAAAAGUCCUACGCCGACAAGGCCAAGGAGACCACCACUGGUACCGCAGACAACAUUGCAGGCAUGGUUCAGCCAGGUGACAACAAGUCAACCAGCCAGAAACUCUCUGAUGAGGCUUCCUCCAAGACCGGCACUGCUCAAGACACUGCCUCCAACCUGACCCAAAAAGCCUCCUCCACCGCCGGCUCCACUACCGAGAGCGUCCAAACCAGAGCAUCUGACCUAGGUCAAAAGGCCAGUGAAAAUACCGGUGCUGCUCAGAAGAAUGCUCAAGAGACUGCUUCCAACUUGACUCAGAAGGCCAGUGAAAACACUGGUGCAGCACAACAGAACCUCAAAGACACUGCUUCCAACCUCACCCAACAGGCUAGCGAAACUGCUGGUGCUGCCCAGAAGAACAUUCAAGAGACCGCUUCCAACAUCUCCCAGACUGCUCAAUCCAAUGCAGGUGCUGCUCAAGAAACUGGCCAGGGAUUGAUGGGACAGGCACAGCAGAUGGCUGCAAAUGCGUUGAACAGUGCUAGUAAGGCUGCAUCCGAUCUCGCCAACACCAUCUCUGGUGAGAAGAAAUGAGCAGUGGACGACAUUGACCGACGCUAUCACAAGAAACUGCAAGAAUGCAGAGUGUAUCUACGACAUGCCGAACACGAACCUGUUACGAAAGACAUGGAAACACCCCUCCGCCCUGGCAUGGCCUGUGCCGGUCCUUUCUUAGCAAUAGCACCGAGUGUGCCUUGAUGGACAGCCUUGACAGAGAACAGACGAUUGGUAGUUUAGUACUUUACUGAAGUAAUAAUAGUUAUUCUUCACAAGAUCCAAGUCGCUCAUUGCUUGAUUUUUUGGUCUCUGG
Exophiala xenobiotica is the source of this 1164-nucleotide messenger RNA. RefSeq lists its product as uncharacterized. The transcript is spliced from 4 exons. The record is from RefSeq and is a predicted model, not a curated record. Lineage: Eukaryota; Fungi; Ascomycota; Eurotiomycetes; Chaetothyriales; Herpotrichiellaceae. Bases 252 to 887 code for a protein of 211 amino acids.